UACUGAGGUCUUUGGCGGAAUGAGGUGGCGGGAAAAAAUAAAUACAGGAAAGUGUUCCCGGUGGGGAAUGUUCAAAAUAAUGAGUUAUAGUUAUACUUCAUAACUGUUUUGUUGUACAUUAAAACAUUUUACGAUGGCUCCAGUCAGAAUUAAACACAUCGUCUCGUUUACAUCACAGGACAUAAAGAAUGGGGUGGAUAAUCUGUGUGACAGCAGUGAAAACAGCAGACCGUGGUUAUGCAGUGCGCAGGACCGCAGUGGAGUACUUAGGGUUGAAUUACAGAUGGAGCGUGCAUCUGCUAUAGGAUUCCUUGAUGUUGGCAACUGUGGCUCUGCGUUCAUUCAGGUGGAUGUUGGCCGCUCCUCUUGGUCUUUAGACCAUCCCUAUGUCACACUGCUGCCCACUGCAACACUCAUGAAUCCAGCUGACGCAAGGCAGGGCACUGGUCGCCAAACCGUACGCAUGUUUAAAAAAGCUGAUUUUCUCCACCCGGCUGCUGAAGAGAGCUGGGACAGGUUGCGAGUUACCUGCACACAGCCUUUCAACAAACAUUCUCAGUUUGGUCUGUCGUUUCUGCGCGUCCGCACCAAAGAAGACCAGACUGAAGACAUCUCAGGCCAACAGGAAGCACUUGCUCCCCAAAACAUGCACACACCUGACAAGAUGACUUCUGUAAAAGAGUGGCUGUCCAGCCCAGCUGUCCAAAACACAUAUUUCGGACGAAUCGCAGGGGGUGUGAGGAAUAGGGAUGCCUCUCCAGAUGCGAAAAGGAGUCCUGAGAGUUUGAGUUGGGCAGGGCGCAUGGUCAUAGCUGCCCGCUCUAAUAGACGCUCAUUAUCAACGUCCCCCAACAGCUCCACAUCUAGCACAACACCUCAGAGAGACAAUAGCAUAAGUACAGAAUCUAGUCGAGUUAGUUCUUCCACUGAAGAAGUGAGGACACCUGAGGAACACAAGAGGAAGUCAAAGGCACGGCAGUGCCUAGUUAACAAUAGUACGGCAUUGAAGAGGUCCAGAUCUACAGCUUCAACACAUAAAACCAUCUCAUCAAGUUCAGCCAGAGGUGUCAAAACAGAGAAAAGAGCCUGUAAACCCAAUGAGAGACCAGUGGACACACAGGAACCUGCCUCUCCUGCUCCACAGAUCUCUACUGACCUCGUGUCUCCUGAGACCAUGUGUCCUCUUUGUGGAGUAUCCUUCAGUCCUGAUUACCUUCCUCUCCAUGCUUCCACCUGUAUGGAGUCUGAUCCAGCUGAGGUUUUGGAAGUCAUGGAAACAGGGGCCAUGAGCUCACGGCAACUCCCUGUUUUUGGCUCUGGAGCAGAUGAGCUUAUGGUUCCAUGUCCUCUCUGCUCCAUCAGAUUCCCACCAGACCGCAUCCAGCAGCACGCCAGCACCUGUGGCGACACCGUAGAGCCAAGUAUUGUGUGGCUGGACUGAAUGUAAAGGACUUGUCCUUUUAAUACAGCAAUAUGUAAAUAUAAAACAGGUUUCCGCAUAGUUUCCAAAGCCCUGGACAAUAUGGAUUACCUGUCAGUAAAUAUUGUAUAAUGUAAUGACUUGUGUGUAUCUUUAAGAACACAUGUCAAACCUAAACUGUUUUAAUCUGAAUGCAUUUCAAUUGUUUUCAUAAAGACAGUCUUAAAAAUUGGUUAUGUUUGUACUAUGGGUCAUAAUGACAAAAAAGUUUAAUGUAUCUGAAGUUGUAAACAUUUAUGGACUAAACAUCUGUUGUCACAUUAUUCAUGCUCAUUUUUUUGUUAAAAAAAAAAAAACAUUGCUUGUAUAGAACAUGUUCUCAUAACUGAAAUGGAAU
Messenger RNA from Paramisgurnus dabryanus, 1817 nucleotides. RefSeq names its product xrcc1 N-terminal domain containing 1 (gene xndc1n). Gene Ontology annotation, biological process: single strand break repair; base-excision repair. Gene Ontology annotation, molecular function: damaged DNA binding. Gene Ontology annotation, cellular component: nucleus. The record is from RefSeq and is a predicted model, not a curated record. Lineage: Eukaryota; Metazoa; Chordata; Actinopteri; Cypriniformes; Cobitidae.